Molecule: messenger RNA, 2955 nt
Organism: Protomyces lactucae-debilis
Lineage: Eukaryota; Fungi; Ascomycota; Taphrinomycetes; Taphrinales; Protomycetaceae
Product: AEX-3 domain-containing protein
Exons: 2
Coding region: 276-2849 (857 amino acids)
Biological process (GO): regulation of Rab protein signal transduction
Cellular component (GO): cytoplasmic vesicle
Source: RefSeq, a predicted model, not a curated record
GGUCCUUGUUGCCAUGCGACUGGUCCUGGUCGACAAGUGAGCCAGCAAAGACAAGGAAAUGAUCAAUCUCUGACGACGCACAACAAAGGACUCAGGAGACAUCAGACCAAGCGCGCAUCCACAAAGCAUUGCUGGCAGGUUCUAUAAGAGGAACCCACCCUCUGCCCCUUCCAUCCUCUGAAACGCCCGUCUGUCUCAUAAGUAUCCCUACCUCCGACAUCCAGGUCACCAGCACACAAACACAAAGCGCAUCGAUAAGUGAUCCUGCAGGCACGAUGAGCGACGCAGCCAGACGUCCCACUGCUCAGAGCCAGCAUUCCAUCGCCAGUAUGCACACGGAUCACGGUCGCCGCAACGCAGCACCCGCACCACGACCCGCACACACACUCUGUACCGCCUAUGGUGUCUUUGGUCUGCCACGCGAAGCAUCUGAAUGGCAAUCCGUCGCCUCUCGCGUCACCCACCAGCGCGAUGCCGUCAAGACCUUCUACAAACCAGUCAUGCUCGGUUCCUCACCCAAGGAUAAGAGCGACCACCCAGAGUUCCAGAAACUCCUGCAUGCUGCUAUGCGCGCUUGCUUGCCCAAGGACAUUGAGAUCUUUAUGGGAGAGGUGCAGCCAACGUGCAAUAACCACUCGUUUGUGUUGCAGCAGAGCUCCACAUCAACGAGCUACGGUGUGUGCUUGCAAGUCUGGUCUAAAGCAGACUCGAAGCGUGCGCGUACUAUCGCUGAGUUGCGCACCAAGGAAGAACGUCGCGAGGUGUCCCCUACUGAAACGUUUUGGAUCCCUUACGUUCUCUGUUUCCUGUCUCCUUAUCCACUCUUCUCACUGCUCGGCUCGUACUUGCGCGCCAUGUGGGUCCACUGGAGCAAGUCAUCCAACCUCUUCCACGCGGAAGAAGUCAGUCGUAUCCUAGGCUUUCCUGCACCACGCCUCCAAGACCUCGUCAGGAUCGACAUGCGUGACUAUGCACUGACCUACCAAUUCCCAGUAUCCUCUGAUGCUUUCCAGAACUUUGACUUGUGGCCACUCUUCCAGUGCUUGUCGGUUCCCAACAUUGUUGGUAUUCUCGAAACGGCCUUGUCGCCACAGGGACGUAUCAUCUUCACAUCGGAUCACUUGGCCAUCCUCAACAUUGCCGCUGAGACGGUUCGUUUUUGUUGUCGUGCACAAGGAUGGUCUGGCUUAUACGUGCCUGUUGCUCAUUGGUCAAACGUCGCUACUCUCGUUGCUGAAGAAGGACCCUAUAUUAUCGGUGUCCCUGCAGAAUGCAAGACCUUACUCAUGCCACCGAGCGACGCGCUACUUGUUGAUUUGGACCGUGGCUUUGUGCAAACCUCUGCACCGCCCGUCUUAUUCACAAAGUCAUCGAGUAGACAAAAGUUUAUUGCUCGAUUGUCUGCUGCGAUUGGGUUUAUUGAGCAGCACGGCGUUCCUUCGCACUUGACGGAAUCCUAUGCACAUAAUCAAUUGACCCCUGAAGGUGGCGUUGUUGCCAUCACGGGCAAGAUUGAAGUGGUGCAAGACCCAACGUGGUGGAAGCAAGAGCAAGUCUUGUUCGAGAUUGAUCGUGUUGCCACAAAACUUGCAAAGAAUCGUGGUUUGGCUGCCGUGUUGAAGGGAUCUCAAAAGAAGCCUGCCACUACCAAAGUAUUGAGCAAGACGUUGCAGGAACUGAGUCGUGAGAAGAACACGAAUGCGCGUGAGGUGGCUGAAGCAUGGCAGUCUUACUGUGCGCUCAAGACACGUAUGACGGUGGAAGUGACAAAGUUGACCAAGCGGAAUGAUUUCCUUGUUGGUGAACUCGGUACGUGGAAGGCUCAAUUCGAAAAGUUCCAGGGAAUUGCCGAGGAAUUGACGAAGCAGUCGUUGGAGCUCAAGACCAAGAUUGAUCACUACAAGCUCGAGAACCGCAAGUUGACGCUCGUCAUUCAGGAACGCGCACUUGAAGCACGAAAGCAGGCUGAAGUGCUUGCUCGAACGGAACAAGAGCGCGAUGCUGUGAUUGCAGACAACAAGCGCAUGUCGGAAGAGCUUCUCAAGGAGAAACAACACUUGAAGGAGAAGAUGCGACAGAUGAAGACGGAGAAUGACUUGUUGAUGAAGCAGCGCAAUGAGAUUGAACAAGUCUUGUUGGGCUUGCGCGAGCUUAUUUCUGAGCAACCCAAACAGCUUGAGCAGAUUCUCGAGCGCAAGGAACCUGGGCAAGCUCAAGACACGCCAGAGCAGGCUUCCGUCAACGAGACUGCGCCUGCUGCAACAACAACCAAGGAAGUUCAGUCGAAGCGCUGGUCUACCAUUUCCGUGUCCGACUCGGCAGAUGCCCUUGUCCGUGAAAAGACCUCGGAAAUUUCAGCUCUCCUCAAUAAGAUGACCUCGCAGUGCCUAUCUGCCAUCGACGCCAUCAACGAACGUGACGAUAAGUCUCUGCGCAGUCUUGCAGAUUGUCAGACGCGUGACUCCACAACACACACCUCCUUGCCAGAAUUGGCCAGAUCCAUCUCCACCAUGUCGUCCAACCGAGACUCCAUGCUUCGAUCCAGCGAAUCUGGUCACUCGGCUGCUGCUGGCAAGCUUCGCGAUAUCGUUGAAGUGGUGUCUGAUCAUGCUUCAGAUGCAACGAGCGUCAUGUCGUCUGAAGUGGAUGCGCGUUUCUCUAGUGUCGUCAGUUUGCAUGGCAAUGAAACGCAAACGGAUCAGUUCAAGGUGCACAAGACAACACAGAUGGACGUCCUCAGCACCAAGAGUGGCAGCGAGCGUGGCCUCGUGAGGCAAAAAGUCUCCCUCACCUCAGUACGUCCUGGUGAGCCCGGCAAAUCCUUCAUCUCCGCAGACACUAUCGUGUAGGUGGUAAACCAUCCCAACAACCCCUUUAGACUUUUUUCGCAUUUUGCUUCUCAACAUGGCUCAGUUUAGUUCAUCUUCCUUAAGUCCUUUUGUACGACAAGAUACA